Messenger RNA from Phanerochaete carnosa HHB-10118-sp, 1218 nucleotides. RefSeq lists its product as uncharacterized. Lineage: Eukaryota; Fungi; Basidiomycota; Agaricomycetes; Polyporales; Phanerochaetaceae. The record is from RefSeq and is a predicted model, not a curated record. The transcript is spliced from 7 exons. Gene Ontology annotation, cellular component: mitochondrion; mitochondrial matrix. Gene Ontology annotation, molecular function: ATP binding; tryptophan-tRNA ligase activity. Bases 1 to 1089 code for a protein of 362 amino acids. Gene Ontology annotation, biological process: mitochondrial tryptophanyl-tRNA aminoacylation.
AUGACGUCCUCAGUGCUCAUCUCUGCGCGGAUGAGGUCAACAUCGAGUACGGAAGCGGAACCGCGUCGGCGCAUCGUAUUCUCGGGUAUACAGCCCACAGGAACGCCUCACCUGGGAAACUUCCUCGGAGCGCUGCAAAAUUGGGUCAAGUUACAGCAAGAUACGAGCCCCAACGAUAUAUUGUUAUUCUCGAUAGUUGGAUGGCAUUCCUUAACGCUGCCGCAGGACCCGAAGCGGCUCAGUGUCGCGCGCCGAGAAAUGCUCGCCGCGUUAUUAGCAGUCGGGCUCGAUCCCAAAAGGUCGACAAUAUUCCAUCAAGAUGAGAAUCCGCACCACACCGAGUUGAGCUGGGUAUUCAACUGUAUCACUCCAGUGGGGAAGCUUCGUCGAAUGACCACUUGGAAGUCGCGUCUCGCCACUUCAAGAAAUGCGAAUGACGAAUCCGAAGUCGACGAAUCCAUGCUGAACACGGGCUUAUUCACGUACCCUGUGUUGCAAGCUGCCGACAUCUUGCUAUACAAGGCAACACACGUUCCUGUCGGGGAAGAUCAAAAGCAGCACAUCGAGCUGGCUCGUGACAUUGCAGAUACCUUCAAUCGUCAAUUUAGCAAGACGUUUCCUCUUCCCGAAUACGUUGCCACUACCACUCGCCGAGUUCUUUCUCUAAAGGAUCCAGCGUCCAAGAUGUCAAAGUCAUCACCGGAUGUAUCGUCUCGCAUUCUUCUAACUGAUACUGAGAAGGAGAUACGGAAGAAGAUCCGUGGUGCUGUUACUGACUCUGUCACUGGUGUCACUUACGAUCCAGUGAAUCGUCCGGGGACCUCAAACUUGCUUACUAUCCUAGCCGCUUGCACGAAUGAAGAUAUCUACGAGCUUGCAAAACGCUACGAGAUCAAAGGCCAUGGAGAUCUCAAGAAUGAUGUUGCAGAUGCUGUGGUGAAGCUUCUCGAGCAACCGAGAGCCGAGUUCGAGCGGCUUCAGGGCGAGCAGGAGUAUCUCAGCCAGGUUGCCAGAGAGGGCGCAGAGAGGGCUACAGCCUAUUCGACACUCACGAUGCAAGAAGUCAGGAAGUCUGUAGGCCUCACAUAGCCAAGAUCUAGCACGUUCACACUCGGCAUGGCCAGAGUUGUUUUGCCGUGGCAGAUAUCGAUUGCGAUUACACCCUACGCAACCAAUCUAAAUAUUUACAAGUUAACGAGGUGGAAAGCGCACUUCCGG